Molecule: messenger RNA, 1640 nt
Organism: Dioscorea cayenensis subsp. rotundata (Guinea yam)
Lineage: Eukaryota; Viridiplantae; Streptophyta; Magnoliopsida; Dioscoreales; Dioscoreaceae
Product: anthocyanidin 3-O-glucosyltransferase 2-like
Exons: 1
Coding region: 206-1579 (457 amino acids)
Molecular function (GO): UDP-glycosyltransferase activity
Source: RefSeq, a predicted model, not a curated record
AUACAUACAUACAUACAUAACUAAACAUAUUUGAAAAAUAAAUAUUAAUACAACUAGUCAAAACUCAGUCUCACCUUCCACAAGAUCACCACCACCAAUAAAUAAAAAUCAAUGCCAGUUAAGCACCACUCUGUUUUAUAUAAAUUAGGGUUCCAAUUAAGUUCCAAGCAAAGAACAGGCAAUUAAGAGAGAGUAGUUGAGAUCAAUGGAAAAACAAACCCUAAUAUUCAUCCCCAUUCCUGCAGCUGGUCACCAUGCAUCAAUGGUGGAGAUGGCCACAAGGCUCCUCCAUCACAACCCUAUUUUCUCAGCAACCAUCCUCCACAUCCCCUUCCAUGACUUCCCUCUCCCUUCUUCAUCAACCUCAAACCCUAAUAACCUCUCAUUCCAUGAGCUCCCUCACCUUGAACCACCUCAACCAAACCCUAAUGAAACCUAUUCCGUCUAUGUCUCUCUCUUGGUUCAACUCUACAAACCUCACGUCAAAGAAGCUAUCUCUGCUCUCUCCGGUGAUGUUCUUGUUAUUGACUUCUUCGCCACAACACUAAUCGAUGUUGCUGAUGAGCUCGGCAUUCCUACUUACAUCUACUGCACCUCCAACGCUGCCAUGCUUGCUGUCAUGCUCCAUCUUCCAAUUCUUGAUGAAGAGAUACACCAAGACUUUGAAGAACUAGAGCAAGACCUUAUUCAAGUCCCUGGCUUACCACUCAUUAGUCCACGGUCAUUGCCGGAGUCGAUCGCUAGCAAGAAGAUGCAGUCUUAUGCUUGGUAUCUCUACCACGGCCGUAGAUUCUUAGAAGCAAGAGGAAUCAUAGUGAACACAUUUAUAGAACUCGAACAUGCGACCUUAAGAUCCUUAUCUAAAAGAAUUACAAAUAUUUAUAGUAUCGGUCCGAUACUUAGUAUGCAAAAAAGAGAAAAUUAUAGGCAUGAAUGCAUGAAAUGGCUUGAUGAACAGCCGGAGAAGUCAGUGGUGUUCUUGUGCUUUGGAAGUAGAGGGAGGUUUGGAGAAGAGCAAGUUAAGGAAAUGGCAGGAGGGAUUGAGAGGAGUGGGAAGAGGUUCUUGUGGGUGAUGAAGGGUUUGGAAGGGAUGUUGCCGGAGGGAUUUGAAGAGAGGAAUAGAAAAAAUGGGGUAGUUUGGAAGGAGAGUGUACCACAAGUGGAAGUACUGAGUCAUAGAGCAGUGGGUGGGUUUGUGACUCACUGUGGAUGGAACUCAGUUAUGGAGAGCUUGUGGUUUGGAGUGCCAAUGAUGACUUGGCCAUUGUAUGCAGAGCAACAUAUGAAUGCAUGGUUGAUGGUGAAGGAAUGGGGGGUGGGAGUGGAGUUGAGAGUUGAGAGAGCUGGUGGGGUGGUGAUCAAGAAGGAGGAGAUAGAGAAUGGAGUUAGGUGUUUGAUGGAGGAGAGCAACGUUAGGGUUAGGGUUAUGGAGAUGAAGAGUGUUUGUAGGAGCGCUGUAAAUGAUGGAGGGUCUUCUUUUGCUUCUUUUGAGGGUUUGGUUAAGGAUAUGUUCUUGGUCAAAGCAAGACUCAAGAGUCGGAGGGGAGAACAAUUGCAUGUAAUUAAGGGCUUGGAGUAAGAUUAAUUAAUGUGGUUAUGAGAGUUUAUUUUCUUUUUAAUAAAAAAAGAAUAUUUGCUUU